GAGAGAGAGAGAGAAACUGCGAAAGAAUGAGAGAAAGAGAAAGUAGUGGGGGAAGCACAGAGAACACCUUUUCGCCUUCCCCGUCGACGACUACCAAAUCGACUGCAAGAAGAAAAAACGCGGAACAACAAAAAUAGUUUCAUCACAUGAUCAUGCCCGACGGAACUUGUAUUCUCACAAUCGCCAAUUUUUAGCGCUCCAGCCGCCGUCCAUGUCGACAAAAAAUAUUUGUACAAGCGCUAUCUUCAACGUCGGACAGACGCGCGUCGACUAGAGAUCUCUAAGCUUCGCGAGGACUUCCCAAGCCUGAAUUGCCUGAAAGUGCGCGCGACGCCUACACGCGCUUCAUUCCUACCAGUGAGAGGCGCCACGUUGCGUCUCAUAAGUACACCGGAGUAUAGCAAAGCACAGAAGAAUCUAGACAUUUACAGGGAAGCCAUUUAUUUUCAGGGAAGAUAAAAUAUAUGCUUACAAAUGACUGAAUCGUAUUCAGAAAUAUCUUUCGAUUCUCAACUUUCACCACCUGGUUCUGAUGCAAAAUUGUCAAUAAGUGCACCAAAUAUAAAUAAUAAAUUAUUAACAGAUUGUUUUGAUAAAAGUAGUACAAGUAGUACUAGACCUGAUUAUUUAAAUUUGAAAAAUGAUAGUGACAUUCAAAUACAAAAAAGCGAUUAUGAUGUAAAAAAUUAUGGACAAGCAAUUGAUUAUUUGCAAUCUGAAGGAACUGUAAUAAAAGAUGGAAAUUUGGUCCUAUUUGUUACUGAAGAUUUGGAAAACAAAAUAAAAUUAUCUAGUCCAAUUGCAAAGAAGGGAGAUACCCAAUUUUUUGUAGAUUCACGAAACUCUACAUCUGGCCUAUAUAGGCAAGCUUUGACACCUUUAUUACCUCCAUUAGAUCAUAAUAUUUUGAAUGAAUUGGAAAAUGAAGCAAGAAAAGUAGCGACAUCAGUUGAUUCAAUUACUGAAAAUUUAGCAGCUAUAUUGCACAGUGCUUCUGCAUUAACUGUUGGUUGUUUAGAAACAUACAGAGAUACAGUGUGUAAAACUUGUGAUACCGUUGACUAUAAUAUUAAAUCAAUGUAUCAGCUAAUGGCCAAAUGUGAAGAGUUAUCAAAGUCUAUGAAUAUUAUUUAUAAAAUUGUAGAAAAAAUAAAAGAUAUGAAAAAAAUGUUGGAAUUAUUUGAAAAUACCAUGAAUAUAUAAAGCAGCAAAAUAAUUAAUAUUAAGGAGAUGAAAUUGAGAACAACUAAAAUCAAUAUCAGUUAUUGAAGCAUAUACAUAUAUGUGUGUGUGCAUGUGGGCACAUAGAAUUUAUUACAUAAUUAAUUAU
Molecule: messenger RNA, 1330 nt
Organism: Ceratosolen solmsi marchali
Lineage: Eukaryota; Metazoa; Arthropoda; Insecta; Hymenoptera; Agaonidae
Gene: BORCS6
Product: BLOC-1 related complex subunit 6
Exons: 4
Coding region: 475-1203 (242 amino acids)
Biological process (GO): lysosome localization
Cellular component (GO): BORC complex
Source: RefSeq, a predicted model, not a curated record